This is a messenger RNA of Neocloeon triangulifer, 3017 nucleotides long. It is a transcript of the gene CngB, whose product is annotated as cyclic nucleotide-gated cation channel beta-1. Lineage: Eukaryota; Metazoa; Arthropoda; Insecta; Ephemeroptera; Baetidae. Gene Ontology annotation, cellular component: plasma membrane; intracellular cyclic nucleotide activated cation channel complex. Gene Ontology annotation, molecular function: protein-containing complex binding; intracellularly cAMP-activated cation channel activity; cGMP binding. The transcript has 12 exons. The record is from RefSeq and is a predicted model, not a curated record. Bases 454 to 2448 code for a protein of 664 amino acids. Gene Ontology annotation, biological process: monoatomic cation transmembrane transport.
GCUAUAAGUUGCAAUGUAUGCUGAUAGAGGACUACUCGUAGAUAAUUAGGCGAAAAAUCGAUCAGGCUCUCAGAAGCACUUUCGAUUAGCAAACACAGCGAGAUAGGUUUAAUUAGUUGAACAAACGCGCUGUGUGCCACCCGCAUAAAAAUAAAAAAGCAGCCACCGCGCAUUAGCCCUCGGUGUGUGUUUGUGUCAAAGGCCACGUGCAUCAGCGUGCGGUGGUGAGCGAGCGAGUAGCCCGCAUGCCCAUCACUAUUGAUUCUCGGCUGCGAGCGCAAGAUGAUUGUGAAACGCUGGCUGCCGUAAUGGCAUCACUUGUGGCACAACAUCCCAGGUUCUGCUGAUCGGAAAUUUCCAAUAAACAAGUACGAUUUGGCGCCCGAAUGUGCAGAAUGGCGUCGUGAGCCGAAUCAGCAGCUUUCAAGAUCCUGCUUGCUCAGGUUGCGAAAAAUGGCGAGCCCCGACGUGUACGAAAUGUCCCAUCGGAGCCGGGGCUACCGACAGCGGCCCCACACGGCCCCGACGGCCUCCUACUCGUUCGACUCCGAGUACUCGACGGCCAGCAACACGCCACGACCCUCCAUCUACACAAUCAGCAGAAGCGUUGUUUUCGACGACAGCAUAUGGCAAGGAGGGUGUUCGGAAACCAUAAAUCCAGUUUCGAGGAGAAGAUACGCCAUCCCUAGAGGAGUUGCAAGGCUGGUGAGGAACCUUUCGGGGAGGAGACGGAGAGAAGCGGUGCCCUUGAGACCAAGAUCGGCGCCCUUUAGCAUAGCCCCUCAAAAUGAGGACAACACGGUUCGCUUGGCGAAACUGUCGGUUCAGAAGUUGCAACCGAAAAAGGCAGCACCGAAUUUGUCCACCAAAGUGGCCCCCAGUCAAAGUACGGACCUGAUCAACAGCAUCGCCAAAUCAACCAUAUCACUCGAUGACCCCACCAUGAUGAGCAACACCGGCUACUGCUGGAAGAGAAACAUAGAUCCUCAGAGUCAUUCUUAUAUUGGCUGGCUGAGUCUAGUGGCCAUGGCUUGUCUGUACAACUGCUGGGUCAUCCCCCUCCGCUGCGUCUUUCCAUAUCAAACCCCUGAAAACACCCCCAUCUGGUUGACCGUGGACUUUUGCGCCGACAUCAUCUAUGUGAUCGACAUGGCCUUCGUUCAGCCGAGGGUCAUGUUCAUUAGCCAGGGUCUUUGGGUCAACGACCGCAGCCAAAUGAGGAGAAACUACCUCACCAAGAUCGAGUUCAAGUUGGACGUUUUGUCCCUCAUCCCGCUAGAUUUGCUCUACUUUUGGCUUGGGACGGACACGCCGUGGUUGAGAUUGCCUCGGUUUUUUAAAGUUCACGCAUUUUGGGAAUUCUUCUCCAGACUCGAGUCGGUUUUGGCCUCGCCCCAUUUGGUCAGAGUGGCUCGCACGGUGCUCAACAUGCUCUACAUGGUGCACCUGAACGCUUGUGCCUAUUACGCCUUCUCCGACUGGGAGGGCCUCGGUUCGAACCGCUGGACGAUUUCCGGCAUCGGAAAUGUAUACGUCCGCGCCUUCUAUUUUGCCACCAAGACGGCAACCUCCAUCGGCAAAAACCCAAAACCCGAAAACGAAAAGGAAUACGUUUUCAUGACCGUCAGCUGGCUAAUGGGGGUGUUUGUCUUUGCCUUGCUGAUUGGUCAGGUUCGAGACAUCAUCGCAACGGCCACAAGGGGUGAAACCGAGUACCGCAGGUUGCUGGACCAGAUGCUGCAGUACAUGAGCCGACUCAACUUGCCCCAUGAACUGCAGUGCAAGGUCAAACUCUGGCUCACCUACACCUGGCAAGAACAGAAAACCCUAGACGAGAGUGCAAUUUUGGAAUCGUUGCCGCCGAAAAUGAAGACCGACAUCGCCUUGAACGUGCACAUUUCCACUUUGGACAAGGUGCAGCUAUUCAGCGACUGCGACGCAGCACUGAUCAGAGAUUUGGUGCUGAAACUGAGGCCUGUAAUAUACCUGCCUGGAGAUUAUGUGUGUAGAAAGGGAGAAGUUGGAAAGGAGAUGUACAUUGUGAAAACAGGUGUGAUACAAGUUGUUGCGGACAACGGAGAAAUGCUGGCAACUUUGCGAGAGGGCUCCGUGUUUGGCGAAAUUAGUUUGCUGAGUUUGGCCGGCGGCAAUAGAAGAACGGCUGACGUCAGAUCUCAAGGGUAUUCAAAUUUAUUUGUUCUGAGCAAGGCCGAUUUGAACGAAGCCAUCCAACAUUACCCCGAAGCACAAGAAAUUUUACGCAAAAAGGCCGAAGGUCUAGUAGCUCAAAACGCAGAGCGCGAGAGACAGAGAGAGUUGCAGGGUUCAAGCACAAGUGGUCUCGGCGGAAACUCCUCCCCUAACUUGUCACGGAUUGGAGAAUCAAAAUUCUCAAUUCUGUCAACCCCCAGUCACAAAACCGUCGUCACCCUGCACGCCGAGAAGUAAAAGAAAAUAAUGUGCCUGACUUUGAAAAAGAGACCGAUUUUCGUUCCGAAUUGCAUUGCCGGUUGGAGCAAUUUGAUCUUUUUUUAUUACUUUAAAUAUGUAUAUAAUUAUUGGCCACCUACUUUCUCACGCAGUCGCCUUCUGCAGCAACUUCUGCUGCUGCAGCUUGAAGUUCAGCUUCGCUCUAGUCCUUGACAUGGCCUCCCUUUCUUCGGCUAUCAGCCGGCACAGAUUGUCUCGUUGUUGCUGUAAAUGGGACCACGGUUAGAUACAUUUUUAUAAAUACAAAAAAAUAUCACGAUCUCAACACCAACUUGGGAGAAGAAACCGUUUUACAACUUUUAAUGGUAAAUAUACUAAUACAAGACCAAUCCUAAAUUGAAACGUUUUAAGAAAACUGCUUUAACUAGAAUGUAAUUUUAGUUUUAGUUCUUCCAGCAGUUUCGCAAUCCCUCCUCUGAGAAAUUGUUAUAGGCAAAUAUUUCUAAUUUUAUCAACUUGUUACUGAAAAUAAAUUGUAGCUUGCAAGAACAUGUUUAGAUAUUUUAAAAUAAAAAGCAAAUGUGCAC